CACACACACAUACACCGAAAAGACAGAUCUUACGGAACGAAACACAGAACCCGGAAAUGAGUUGAGCGGGUUGUCAAACGAUUCAUAAAGUGGGGGCUUGCAGUGUGUUUGUGUAUGUGCAUGCAUUUCCUUGUCAGUGAUUGUACUUAUUGCAGUGAUAUUACAUGUGUUCUGUUCUCGGGAGUACAGCCAAGUAACCAUACCAUGUAUCAGAUCCAUCUUGUUUGGAUACAGGAAAUACAGACAUCCGUUACACCGAAUGGUGAGGACACUUCUUUUCCAACCAUUAACAAACACAGGGAGUUGUACUAAUAUAUGAAGAUGGCUGGCCAACCCACAAAGUCCUUCGAGGAAUUUCUGACGUGCAGUAUUUGUUUUGACAUUUUCAAACAUCCCAAGAUUCUACCAUGUGUUCACACAUUCUGCAAGAAAUGUCUGUCCGACCACAUUCAGUCUCGACCUUCUUCCACGAACAAUGGGGGAUUCCAAUGUCCCCAGUGCCGAGCCUUUGUCGCUGUGGCAAACCCCAAAGCCAAUCUAGACCAAUGGGCUGGACAGCUCCCAGACAACUUUGCCUUCCGGAACAUGAUAGAGCACAUGAACCCAAACGCCAACCCAGAGGCCGCUGUGUGUGCCGAGCACGGGAAUAAGCUGGAGCUUGUGUGUGCCAACUGCGACACCGUACCCAUCUGCUACACAUGUCAGGCCGUCUCACAUCGGAUGUGCAGCCAGGUUUACACGGUGUCGGUGGCAGCUCAAGAACGACGUAACAGUAUCAGCUAUCAUCUGAGCGGCAUCCAAGAAAGACAGGAGAAAGUGAGAGUACGCCUUGUGGAACUGGACAAAGAGUCGAAAAUACUAGAAGCCCACAGAAAUCUUGCCAUGGGAGAGCUUCAGCGGAUGUACGAAGCCGCACAAAAGUUGAUCAAAGAUGAGUUUGAUAAAACUGUGACUGAGAUGCAUGACAAGUUCACAGAGUGCAAACAGGUUUUUGAUGCCGAGAAGUCCGUGAUGAAAACUUCAGAGGACCAACUCCAAACAUUCAUGGCAGACACCCAGAAGAUGCUGCAUGAUUCGGACAUGGCGGUGGUCAGCAAGUGUAAAGGAGUGGUCAGUCAAGCUGAAGAUGUCAUGAGCAAAAACCCAGCUACCCCAGAAAUACCCACGUUCUCUUUGACGCUGGAGAGAAACAAUUCUGUCAUGAACAAAAUGGCCAACUUAAACUUUGGGAACUUGACGGUGACGCGGCGAGUCCGCGAAAUUCGAUUCCUGCUUCCUAAGCUGGAGAUUCUGAGAAGGGAAUCUAUCUCCAGUACGGCCACAGCCCCUGCCUCGUCUUUCAGGUCCACCAAUGGCAUGGCUCCGCCCCCUAGUCCGAUCCUGACAGAAACCAACCUCAUCUUGCAGAGUCGUAAAUGUCUGCCGACCAAACUCAGGGGAGACAAGACCAAAUGUUGUCUUCGUGACGUCACUAUUGUUAGCGGUAACGUCAUAGUGGUCACAGACGGUGACAACAUGACGGUCAAGUCCUUCACCACAGAGGGUGAACACCUGGAGACAUCCUGCUACAAGACAGACCGGACUCCGUGCGGCAUCACAACGGUGGCCGACAUGACCGUGGCCGUCAUGAUCCCAAAACAGAAGGAGAUGCACCUGCUCUUUGUCAGACCCAAUAUUUUGCUCAAAGAAGUCACCUAUUGGCCAACCCGAUGUACAUGUGUACCACGCCCAGCAGAGACAUCCUGGUCUCGGAUCCCACAAUCUCGACCUGCGUCUGUUUCAGACAGAACGGAGUCGUACUCUUCAAUUACAGUCCUGACGUGUCCACAGGCCUAGCCAUCAAAAAGCCGUUCGGUAUCUCGGUGGACAAGCAAGGGGUGAUCCUGGUGGCGGACAAAGACACCAACAGCGUUAUUGCCAUGUCGGCAGAGGGCCGGCCCACGAGGCAGGUGAUCACGCGCUCGAACACAAAGGAGCUCAACCUCAAGUCAGUGGCCGUGGGGGAGCGUGGGAUGAUUGUGACGAUGCACGAAGACAAACUUAAUGUUUUCAAAGUACAGAAUGCUCCGCAGUAGGUUGGAGAAUGACUGAUGCGAAGUUGAAGGAAACGCAUCAUCAUCUUCAUCAUCAUCAUCAUCAUCAUCAUCAUCAUCAUCAUCAUCAUCAUCAUCAUCAUCAUCAUCAUCAUCAUCGUCUUUGUAGGUAGCAGGGAAUAAAAAAGGGUUUGAGACUUAGCAGAUUUUUUCAAAUUUAAUAUAAGCUCAAAGUUUCGCCCUGUAAAAGGCUUCUUCAGGAACAUGUACAAAAAAAUAAUGGAAAAUCUAUUGACUACAAGCUAUAGCAAUAAAAGUGCGGGCAUACACGUCAUAAUGUCAAAAGGUGCGAUAAAAACAAAUCGGGAAGAACAGAGAAAAUUGAAGGCUAUGCCCAGAAGUGGUAUGAAUAUAAAAUAGUAUGUACGUCAUCAUCAUCAUCAUCAUCAUCAUCAUCAUCAUCAUCAUCAUCAUCAUCAUCCCCAAAUGCCACAUCUGAAACAGAUAUUUACGAUCCUCUUCCAUUAAAAUAGCACACUCCCAUAAUAAGGUAACUGUUUCACUACCACACACCAUUAAAAAACACUACAUAA
Aplysia californica (California sea hare) is the source of this 2626-nucleotide messenger RNA. RefSeq lists its product as uncharacterized. Gene Ontology annotation, cellular component: chromatin; nucleoplasm. NCBI's taxonomy places the organism in Eukaryota, Metazoa, Mollusca, Gastropoda, Aplysiida, Aplysiidae. Gene Ontology annotation, biological process: positive regulation of DNA-templated transcription. Gene Ontology annotation, molecular function: ubiquitin-protein transferase activity; metal ion binding. The record is from RefSeq and is a predicted model, not a curated record.